Messenger RNA from Linum trigynum, 2771 nucleotides. NCBI's taxonomy places the organism in Eukaryota, Viridiplantae, Streptophyta, Magnoliopsida, Malpighiales, Linaceae. The record is from the annotation of a GenBank genome assembly.
GUCUAUCACUGAUUUUUUCGGAAUAUCAUGCGAUGCGAUUUCACUUUCAGAGAUAUUAACCCUUUCCUUAAAACACAUCAUCUCUCGAUUUCCCUUUCAAGUGCCCGCGCCAAAAAUGAAACCCUAAAUCUUGAAAUGGAGCCAAAUUCUCUAGUCUCUCUUUUGCCUUAACAGUUAAUAAUCACCGAUUGUGGUCAGAGUUCGACGGAGAGUUUGAAUUGCAGCGGUGGUGGGACGAUAAGAGUAUCUUGAUCGCCUUGUACUGGUCUUCCGAAACUGACAGGUAAAUUUGUGAUGUUUGAUGGAUUCCCUUUUCUUGUUAUAGUUACUGAUUCCAUUCGUUUCGGUGAAGCUUAUAGGUUCCCAGAAUUGGAAGUAUAUGUAGUUGCCUUGCGUUGAAUCCACAUAGAAAGUUAUGGUUAAGCGGAGGUGUAACUGUGGGUUGAGGAAAGCUGGGAAAAGGCGUCGAAAGGUGGAAGAUACUUCAUCUACUACUGACAGGUUAAGCCAUCUUCCCGAACCCAUUAUUUAUCACAUUCUUUCGUUCCUCGAUACCAAAUCCGCCGUUCGGACCUCAAAGUUGUCCCGAUCAUGGAGUCGCGUGUGGAAGCAUGUCCCUGUCCUUGAUCUGCGUAGUAGUGCCCUCCGAGGGCUUGUGCGUCUUGAAAAAUUUGUGUGCAAGGUUCUGUCACUCCGCUAUGACCUCAAUGUCCGCAAGGUUAGCUACAUUGAUGAUGUAGGCUAUGGGUUUCAAAGACACGAGAGCAUGAUGGUGAGGGUCAUCAAAUAUGCUUUUUCUCAUCGGGUUCAACAUCUAGUGGUUGACACGGGAUAUGACAGCAAUCAUGAUGAUACUCACAGAUUCUCCUUUUUGUUUGGACCAAUCAAGAAUUGUGAUCAUCUGGAAACUCUAGAGUUAGGAUCUGUAACCCUUGACAGUGGAUUUGGGUAUUCUGGUUUCCGAAUGCUGACAACGUUGAAUGUGAGGGCUUGCAUGUUGGAUACUGAUCAGGGGGAUGAUCUUGAUCUCUUUUGCAACUUUCCUUAUCUGAGGAAUUUGAUAUUGUCUGACUGCUUCCUUCCUUGCACAAAAAGUGAAGGGAAUCUGAGGGUAUGUGGACCUGAAUUGGAUAACCUGGAAUUGAAUGCCAUGGAUCAAUUCAAGAUUGAAAUUUUCACUCCGAAACUCACAUACUUGAACGUUCGUCAAGACUUGGACUCCCUCGGAUUCUCCAAGUUAACCCUUCCUUCCCUAGAUCAUGCAGAUAUUGGGAUGCUCAAAGUCCCAGGGUAUGAUUCUGACAAAUUUAAGGCACAGAUGCAACAAAAUUUGACCUCCUUGUUCCAUGGUGUGCAUAAUGCAAGAUCUUUGAAGCUACAUGGCUGUAGUGUUGAGAUAGUGGAUGAUGUUUGUGAAUUUCUGAAACAACAGCCACCCCCCUUUAAGAGAUUGGAGUGCUUGAUCGUGGGAUCUGAUAGUCUACCAAAGGAACUCAUUGAUUGCUUUUUUAAAGGGUCAUCUUGUCAAGAGCCAUCUAUUGUUUAUGAUCUGAAAGUCGUCGUUGACAACUUUGCCACAGUUUCUGAUUUUGGUUAGUGUUUCCUUUCCUUCUUUUCAGAUCAAUUAGAUAGGAAUAGUCACACCCGUCUAUUGUUAGUUCUUGAAACAGGUCGUUCUGAAUCACUUUGCAAGGUACACAACCUGUUCUUUGUGAAAUAUGACAAGCGCUAUUGAUCUAUUAGACAAGUAUGUGUUUCUCCCAACUGCUGGAUACUUAUGGCUGGUAUUAUCAUUAUUGGUCUUUCUGCUUGUACUGGUAGUUGUUUUCCCCCUAAUUCUUGUAUUGGCAAUUUGGACAACAUGACAAUUAGAUCUAUACCAUUUUAUACUGGCUCUCUGUUUGAUUAUUUGAGGAUGUUACUUUGCCCGAUGACAAUUCUUUUGUGACUGAAUGAAUGGACAGAUAAGCUGAUCUCAGUUGACUUGACACAAUUCUUCUGCUGUAAGCUGAACUGCUACCUUAAAGAAUUUGUGGAUUGCGUGAUUGGUCUCUCAUUGCUUGCUUUUGAUCGUUCAAUUAAGUUGGGUGAUGCUCAGUAUCCUGCUGCAAUCAUCGACGGGGAUCCUGUCUCCACCUCUCUCUCAAAUGUAACUGAGGGUGCUCAUUAAAUCUGCCAAUCCUUUCAGAUGAGUUACUUCACAAGCAAGGUUCCUCCAGUGCCAUCGGCUAGGGAAUAUUGAUGCUGGAGACCCACCAUGGCUAGAGAGCAACCUUGAGAGUUGAGAGAAGUAAGAAAAGGGCCAAACAUUCUCAUCAAUUUCGAGUUUGAGGGCUACAGUGCUACACCAUGGUGAUCCUUAGUGAGUGGUGAAUGGUGAUGACAGCCAAGAAAAUUAAUUUGCGCCGAGAGUCGAACUGAGGGUGCUUCUCAUUCGUUGGGCUCGGGAACACUGAUCUUCCUCGAGGCAUGGUCAGGCCAACUACCUCCAGAGAGGGAUGAUAAUGGGUCAGGUUAGGUCUCAAAUCCAACUCACCAAGUUACACCCAUUAAAAAAUUCGGUAAAAUACCCAUUGAGUUUUAGAAGUUAAAAUUCAACCAAACUCAAUGGGUACCUAUGGGUUCACGAACAUAAGUAUAUCUUAUUUCUUCCAACAUCGAUAUUGUAAUGUUAUCGAAAAUUUCCCUCUAUAAACAAUACUAACAUCCAUAAUGUAUUCAUAUUAUUAGGUUUAUAUAAACAUAAAGGCUAAUAACAUCCAUAUUGUUCA